GCGUUUGCAGAAUUAAUUUGAUUGGUUUUCAUUAAACUUGUUUAUUCUCACAAUGGAAGGCUUCGACGAUGCUGGUGUGUUUUUCUCAGACAAUUUUGGGAACGAUCAUAACCCAGACGGAGCCCAAAUUAAUUUACAAGCUGUGAAAAAGAAAUAUAAAGAAUUCAUUCGUACAUUCAACGAAGAUAAUUUUUAUUACAAAUAUCGAGAUAAUUUAAAGCGAAACUAUCUAAAUGGACGCUACUUUUUGGAAAUUGAAAUGGAGGAUGUGGUGGGCUUCGAUGAGACGCUUGCCGACAAAUUGAACAAGCAGCCAACUGAACAUUUGCAGAUCUUCGAAGAAGCUGCACGUGAGGUAGCUGAUGAAAUAACAGCACCUCGACCCGAACAUGAAGAGCAAAUGCAUGACAUUCAAAUACUGUUGAUGUCUAGUGCCCAUCCGACAAAUAUUCGUGAAUUAAAGUCAGACAGCGUAUCACGUUUGGUCAAAAUCGCUGGCAUAAUUGUUGCAGCCUCCGGCAUUCAGGCAAAGGCAACCCGGAUGUCGAUUAUGUGUCGGUCGUGCAGUACCGUAAUUCCAAACUUAAAAGUGAAUCCAGGACUUGAAGGUUAUGCACUGCCACGCAAAUGCACUACCGAACAGGCUGGCAGGCCGAAGUGUCCAUUGGAUCCCUUCUUUAUAAUGCCAGACAAAUGUAAGUGCGUUGAUUUUCAAACGCUUAAACUGCAAGAGCUGCCAGAUUUUGUGCCACAAGGCGAAAUUCCACGUCAUUUGCAAUUGUUUUGCGAUCGCUCACUAUGCGAACGAGUCGUGCCUGGCAAUCGAGUGCUUAUACAGGGUAUUUAUUCCAUACGUAAGGUUGGAAAGCCGUCGCGUCAGGAUGGUCGUGAAAAGGCUGUGCUCGGAGUUCGUGCUCCAUACAUGCGCGUAGUCGGCAUAACUGUCGAUGCUGAGGGAGCUGGUGCAGUGUCUCGUUAUACUAACAUAACUACUGAAGAAGAAGAAAACUUCCGACGCUUUGCUGUUUCGCCAGAUAUAUAUGAUCGCCUGUCGAAAUCUUUGGCCCCUAGCAUUUUUGGUUCCAGUGACAUUAAGAAGGCCAUUACGUGCAUGCUCUUUGGUGGAUCGCGAAAACGUCUUCCGGACGGUCUUUGCCGCCGUGGCGAUAUAAAUGUAUUACUCUUGGGAGAUCCGGGCACUGCCAAGUCUCAGCUCCUGAAAUUCGUUGAAAAAGUUGCGCCCAUUGGAGUUUACACGUCCGGUAAGGGGUCUAGUGCAGCUGGUCUCACAGCUUCGGUUAUGAAGGAUCCGCAUACGCGUAAUUUCGUUAUGGAAGGUGGCGCUAUGGUCCUCGCUGAUGGUGGCGUAGUUUGUAUAGAUGAAUUCGACAAAAUGCGCGAAGACGAUCGCGUUGCUAUCCACGAAGCAAUGGAACAGCAAACCAUUUCGAUUGCAAAAGCCGGUAUUACAACCACACUCAAUUCACGUUGCUCAGUGCUUGCGGCUGCCAACUCAAUAUUUGGGCGUUGGGAUGAUACAAAAGGCGAAGAAAACAUUGAUUUCAUGCCAACGAUUCUGUCACGUUUUGACAUGAUAUUUAUUGUGAAGGAUGUACACGACGAGGCUCGAGACAUCACUUUGGCGAAGCAUAUAAUAAAUGUGCAUCUGAGCUCGAACAAAUCAGCACCCUCCGAUCCUGCAGAAGGUGAAAUUUCUUUGUCCAUGUUCAAAAAAUAUAUCCAUUAUUGUCGCACACAUUGCGGCCCGCGACUAAGUGAAGCGGCUGGAGAAAAACUAAAAAGUCGUUAUGUUCUAAUGCGAAGUGGCGCUGGGCAGCAGGAGAAGUCUGCAGAUAAACGGCAUUGUAUUCCAAUUACAGUGCGGCAGCUGGAAGCUAUCAUCCGAAUUUCAGAAUCAUUGGCGAAAAUGCGUUUGUUGCCGUUUGCUACGGAUGAGCAUGUAAAUGAAGCACUUCGACUAUUUCAAGUAUCUACGCUUGAUGCUGCUAUGACUGGUAGCCUAGCUGGAGCGGAGGGAUUCACCACUGAGGAAGAUCAGGACACACUGAACCGUAUAGAAAAGCAACUCAAACGACGAUUUGCUAUCGGAUCUCAGGUUUCUGAGCAAAAUAUUUUGCAGGACUUUUUACGCCAAAAGUAUGAGGAACGAACUGUAAUGAAAGUUAUUCAUACGAUGAUUCGCCGAGGAGAACUUCAACAUAGGAUGCAACGGAAGAUGCUAUAUCGAAUUUGCUGAACAAGUACAAGUCUUGAUUUAUUAAUAUGGAACCUAUUU
This is a messenger RNA of Drosophila arizonae, 2296 nucleotides long. RefSeq names its product Minichromosome maintenance 5 (gene Mcm5). Lineage: Eukaryota; Metazoa; Arthropoda; Insecta; Diptera; Drosophilidae. Gene Ontology annotation, cellular component: MCM complex; nucleus. Gene Ontology annotation, biological process: double-strand break repair via break-induced replication; DNA replication initiation; DNA replication. Gene Ontology annotation, molecular function: 3'-5' DNA helicase activity; single-stranded DNA binding; DNA replication origin binding. The record is from RefSeq and is a predicted model, not a curated record.